Molecule: messenger RNA, 445 nt
Organism: Drosophila elegans
Lineage: Eukaryota; Metazoa; Arthropoda; Insecta; Diptera; Drosophilidae
Exons: 1
Coding region: 23-445 (140 amino acids)
Source: RefSeq, a predicted model, not a curated record
CAUUGCAAUAUUAGCGUUUAACAUGAGAACUUGGUUUUGGAUCCGUUUGUUAAUUAUUUUCAAAUGCGUUAGCACAGCGCAGCGAAACUUUCGAAUAUUCUACGACGACAUAAGCGUUAGGAUUUACGACACGGACAUAAUCGAAAAGUUUGAUUGCCAGGUUUCUCAAAUUAACAAUCGGAGCUAUGCCGAUUGCCAAAUGAGGCUAAGACGUAGCAUUGUCAAGUUGAAUGUUCGCACCGCCUUGGAUUUUUGGAAGUCAAAUGGUCAAGCAAUGAAGCUGUACGAUGCUCGAAUGGAUGCCUGCCUUUUCAUGGGUAGUGCGCAUAAAAACAGAAUGUUUAGCAUAUAUGCAAAAAGUUUAAAAAAGUUCUCAAACCUGAAGUGUCCCCUCAAAGCGGUUCGUAUAAUUUCAAGUAUACAAAAAUUAAAUAAAUAUAUUUAA